Candidula unifasciata is the source of this 462-nucleotide messenger RNA. The record is from the annotation of a GenBank genome assembly. NCBI's taxonomy places the organism in Eukaryota, Metazoa, Mollusca, Gastropoda, Stylommatophora, Geomitridae.
AUAGUUGGAGUAAUUGCCUAUGAUUUUCCUAAUGGCGUCAUAGCUGCUCGCACUGGCAUUGGCCACCGCGGAGUGUAUAAUUUAUCUGAUUACUCCGGGGUCGAAAUUGAUGACACGGAUGGGAACUGUCAGAAAGUAGAACAUCAAGACCGUUUUAUCAAGAUAGAGGGUAUUCAAUGUCUGCCAGCAACUGCGGCCCUCAUCAGUACUGAUAUAAGGCACGUAGGCCUCAUCGACAGUGAUAACCAGUUUUUGGGUUGGAGAGCUCCCUUUCCUGGUAUUGGCAAUGUGACCUUUGCGUGGACAACAACAACUCCAGCAAUCCCAGUUCUCAGGGAAGUGAGGGAAAAUCCAGAAUCAGAGCCUCAAAUAGUGUUCUUCUUUAAUACGACCCUUGGUAUUGAUGACAAAAGCAUAUUUGAUGUCCCAGCAAAAUGUAGUCCUGCAAGUAUUAUUGGUUGA